UCACUGAAGUUCUAAUUUUUCUUUGCGGACUAGACAUUUUGGCUGCAAAUAAACUAUCUGACAUGAUGGAUAAAUGUGACCAGCUUCAUUACAAUGAUAACAAGUUCCACUCCAGCCCGUUUCAGCACUGUGUCAUGUCUGGGUAUAGAGAGGCAGUUGCCAACGCGCAAACAUGUGUCAAUCUAAAACUCAGUCACUUUAUUAUCAAUGACAACAACAAUCAUCGAGAUCUACACUCACUCUGGGUCAUAAAUGCGUCCAAUGUCCAGCUGCUAUGUGUAACUGUAUUUUGUAGGAGCCCUCUACCUGAUUUGACGAGUUCAUCUAAAUGUGACAACUCUGCACCCAGUAUGGUCUUUGAACUGUCAUCGUGCCAAGAGCUGAAAGUUCUUAAACUUUUUGGAUACGGCAUAUGUUUGAAAGAUCUUGCCAGUUCGGCCGCAUCGGUAUGUCCAGUCCGGUUUCUACUUAACAAUGCAGAUCCAGCCGAUCACUCUUCACAAAUAUUGCCCUCUAUUGAACACAUUGAAUUGGGAGAUGUGACCUGUUCCACUACCUGGAUACAAAGCCUGUUCAACAUUAUAAAGACACUCAGGCAUAAUGUAAAGUGUGUACUUGAGGAUUGUGAAAUAACAUCGUGCUUGAAUAGCUGCGACCGAAUGAUGCGGACACAAAUAUUGUCGCUGUCGUCCUAUCUGUUGUCUGUCACACAGCUGGAUACUCAUAGUUUGGAAUUUAAUAUGGUAUUUAUCAACAGUCCUGAUCUGUGGAAAUUUCUGGAUGGUCUGAAUAUCAAGAGUCUUAGUCUAAAUAGUAAUUUAGUCUGUUCAACAAAUAAACAUCCAGCGCCGUUGCCGCACUUACUAUUAUCGCUUACAAAGCACAAAGCACCUCAAAUAGACUUAAAUUAUGACAGUUCCAUACCGUUGGAAGCUCUAAACGGUCUUAAUAUAACGAGUCUGAGUCUGAGUAUCAGAAUGAACAGGUAUGCAAAAGAACAUUUAUCGGUUUUUUCUCAGUUUCUAUCAUCGCUUACUAAGCUGGAAGCACUAAGCAUGGACAUGCGUGAGUGCGGUCCCAGUCAGUGGAAAGCUCUGCAUGGUCUGAAUAUCAAAAAUCUGAGUCUGUGUGGAGAGUUGGACAGUGAGGCAAAAUCCCAUGUAUUGUGGUUUUCUCAGUUUGUUUCAUCGCUUACACAUCUCAAAACACUGAGCAUAAGAAUAACUUUUAACAGUUAUGGUCUGUUAAAUGGUCUGCAUGAUAUUAAUAUCAAGAAUCUGAAUCUGUCUGGAACGUGGCACAGUUUGGCAAGGGGACAUUCAUCGUCAAUUUUGCAGUUUCUGUCUUCGCUUAAACAGCUAGAAACACUUGCCUUGGAGUUUAGUUGUUACAGUCCCGGUGUUUGGGCAGCUCUACAUGGUUUACAUAUAAAGUGUCUGAGUAUGAGUGGUAAAUAUGACAGUUCUGCAGAGGAACAUGUAGUGUUGAUUUCUUGGUCUCUAUUUUCGCUGACACAGCUGGAAACACUUAAUUUGGAUAUAAGUAAUGCCAGUUUAGGUAUUUGGAGAGCUCUGCACGGUCUGAAUAUCAAGAAUCUAAACCUAUGUGGAACCUUCAACAGUACAGCAAGGGCGCAUGCAUCGUUGAUUUCUCAAUCUCUAUCAUCGCUUUCCCAGCUUGAAACAUUUAGCAUGGACAUUAAUAAUGGCCGUUGUGGUCUGUGGAAAGCUCUGCAUGGUCUGAAUAUCAAGAGUCUGAGUCUGAAAGGUUGCAUAAACAGUUCAGCGAAGGAACUUGUAUUGUCAUUGUCGCACUCACUAGCAUCGCUUACACAGCUUGAAACAAUGAGUUUAGAAUUCAGUGAGAACAGUCUCGGUAUGUUAGAAGCUCUGUAUUUUCUGAAUAUAAAGAGUCUGAUUCUAAAUUGUCGUCUAGGCUGUUCAACAAGGGACCAAGUAUCGUCAUUGAAGCUUGCACUGUCAUCGCUUACACAGCUGGAAACAUUAAGCUUGAACAUAAGUAAAGACGAUGCUGGUCUGUUUGAAGCUCUACAUGGUCUGCAUAUCAAAAAUCUGAUUCUGAGUGGAUGGUUGGGCAAUUUGGGAAGGAAUCAUGUAUCGUUUAUUUCUCAGUCUCUGGCAUCGCGUGUACAGCUGGAAACACGUAACAUGGAACUUACUAAUUAUAGUCCCGCUAUGUCAGAAGCUGCACAUGAUCUGAAUAUCAAGAGUCGGAAUCUUAGUGAAAGGUUCGACAGCUCGGAAAGCAAACAUGUAUCAUCGUUGGCCCACUCACUUUCAUCACUAUCACAUCUGGAAACUUUAAGUAUAUCAUUUAGUUCCGGCUUGAGUCUGAGUAUGAGUCUGAGUGGUAGUUUUGUAUGUUUGUCAAAGGAACAUGAAUGUGUGCAUCAACUGCAAUUACCCAUACAUUUGGGAAAUGAAUUAAAAACUUAUAGUCAUGAUGUAAUGCAGGCUCUGCGCGAUCCGAAUAUCAAGCGUCUCAGUUUGAUAUAGCACGAACAUUUUGGUAUAGAAUAUCGCUGUAUGCGUUUGCAAACACCCACUGUCAUCGCAAUCGCUGCUGGAAAUGUUAAAAUAUAUUAGACAAGAUAUAUCUGCAUACAUUUACCUCUACAUAGGAACAUUUACAUUUAACUGUGAUAUUGUGUGUCCCUUCGUGUUUCCGAAUCUGGUGAACACACUGUCUGCAUUCACUGGAACAGUUUAAGGUAAACAAGUAUUUGAUUGUGCUGAUCAUGGUUCUUCAGUCGGACAAUUAAUUUAAAUAUAACAGAAAAUGUUGGCACCAAAGUUUGUUUAAGAAGCAAGAUUUCGAAUUUGUACCAUCUUUGGUGAAACCGCUUCGGUCUGGUGUGUUGAUGUUUCUGCUGCUGAUGAUGAUUGCGAUGACAAGAUCUUUGGAUGUGAUAUAUAAACAAUGUAUGAAUAAAUGUCUGUGUCAUCGUAUUUCAAGGCGAUAUAAGAUAUAUUGUUAACAGGGUUCAGUCAAAAUGUAUUGAUGAACAACAGAGUACUCAAAUAAAAAAGGGACUGAUGAGUAUCUUUUUAAAACCAUUCCGUUUAUUCUGUAAUCUAUGUAUUUGUCCAUAAUUCGAUUUAUAACCUCUCAUGCUUAUACAUUUUGUAAAUGAUGAGUUUUAUUGCUAACUAUUUCAUGAAAUCUUUCAUGCGAUUGCUGAUGUAGAUCAAACUGUAAUGUUUUUCAUUGUGAUUUGAAUGUCAUUUGGUCCAUGUAACAACAUUAUUUUGUGCUGCUAAUGUUGCUGCAUCCGAUGAUUGUAUCGUUAUUGAUAAUAUUAAUAUGACGCAUGAAGUUUAUUCGUUUUAGUUAUAAGCACACUCUAUUGCAUAUGCAUUUAAAUGGGCUCACGGCCUUGGAAAGAUAAAUGUGAAGCAUCGGGGUUUAGUCCGACUUUAGGUUGUGCGAACCACACAUGCACCUGUGCGAGUUUUACUAAUUAUACAUUUAAGUAUAAAUAAAACAUUAACUUCAUAGCACCACACUUAAAUUUAAGAAGAUAUAAAAGAUAAUAUGGUUUUAUUACCAGUCGAUGGUUUUAUAAAUACCAAAGCGACCGGCAGAGAGACAGACGGACGGACAAACAGGCAUAAGGGAUGGAGGAUACAAAGCACUGUACCCUCGAAUUAAAUCAGUAUGGGACAUGAAAGACAAUUGAAGCAAGUUGAGCAAAGCUUCUAGCAAACAUUGCAUUCACUAAUCUUGUUUGUAAUGUUUAUCAGAACAGGUUACUUAAUCAAGUUCGUAAAGUCACAUACUGAUUUAUUUCGAAAAAAAUGACUGAAUCAGUGGUUUGAUUGUAUGUAUGGAAAUUAUCAGACAAUUCAAGACUCAUUAAUUUAGAAACUUGAUAAAUUUAAGUGUUUAUGAGAAAACACGGAUACAUAAGUUUUGGAAUUAAAUAUUAAGUUCGCAAUUCAAUUAUAAAGGGAACAGUACAUGACUGAACUUUUGCGGUUGGUUGAGUCGUGCAAGUUGAUUGUGCUAUGUUGUAUUCAAGGAGCACGAUAUCAGUAUCUGAUUUUUAAUGUUCAAUAUGUUGCAAGGUAUGCUUUGAUGCUGUAACGUUUUCAAGUUGUCAUUUCCAUGAAAUUAUAAAAAACAAUCUUAAAAGCUUGAUUGUUUGAUACCAACAUGUUAGGUAUACUGAGGUUGUAUCUGAAUAACUAAAAUAUAAAAUAUAGGACAACAACACAUCUGGUUUUCAUGAGACCAUAAAUGAAAACAUAUACAAUGUUUUUUUAUACGUCCAAUGACAUUUAUACACUCUGCUGUGUAAAAAUGUGUGUACAAAGCUUGACUAAAAAACAAAUUCUUAUUAGUUUAUGAAUAUUAACUGUGUUAUAAGUUCAUUUGUGAAUUUGUAUUAGAAUGUUCUGUUGUUUGUAAAAUCAUCAUGAGAUGACAUUUAGCAGUUGUAAUAAUUUGGAAAAUGUGCACGAGUUUAUAGUUCAUGUAUGUUUGUUAUGUCCCCGGUAGGGUUUUAAUAUAGCAGCCGUACUUACCGUCCGCCGGAGUUUUUGUCUUAAACGCUUUCAUAUAUUUAUGCGAUUUUUUGUGUGUGAGUUUACCUGCAUGACCUAUAGCUCUUCGAGUUUUGUUCCACUUAAUUGUUGUUGUUUUUUUGCGAAGUCCCGGGCCUUGGACUUUAAUAUUUUUACUACAAUAACCUUUUUAUCGUAACGUGUUAGAAUAUUUAUACUGUCGUGUUAUAUUUAUGUGCUAUGAUUGGAAGCUGCCUUCCCAUAUAUGCUACUUAUGUUAUCUUGAGGUGUAAUAUGUUUUACGUUCUUUGAGUUCGAUGCUCUGUGUUUAUGCUAUUUUAUGUUUUUAUUGCUUCCAUCAACUGGUUAAGUAUACAUAUUUUGAAACUUAAUGUGUAUUUCUUUUUCCAACCAAUAUUGUUUGAUUUUGAUUUUGUGUUAAAUAUGUACAUGUUCGGUCUUCUUAAGAUAAAUGUACACAAAUAUAUUAAAUUAGAAAUUGUGAAUAGCUGUAUGUUACAAAUUUCAACUGGAAAAAUAGUAAAACAUAUGCAUUGUUAAAAACUGUACAGUUUGCCUACCUAAAUGAGAAAAAAAAUCGGAAACUCGUAUACACAUUUGUUUGGCAUUUUCUUUAUUGUCUUAUAACUAGUGAUUCAUUCGAAUUCAUACUGUGUUACGUUCUGUGGCUGUAUUAUUGUGUGCUACCAACUUAUUAUUUAACGUAAUAUUAAUAUGGUGCAGUUUUGUCUUUUAAAUUUGAUGAAAAUCAUUGCCCAUACCAUUAUAACAUAAUAUAUCUGAUUCAAAUGUUUAAACAGUGCAAUCAACCUCAAAUUAUGCUUUAAAUUUUUUAUAAUUAUUAUCCAAAGAUUCAGAAUACCAUAGAAAUGUAUCAAACAUGACCAUAAGUGAACAUGUAUAUUGUGUAUAACAAUUCGGAACUUGAAAU
This is a messenger RNA of Dreissena polymorpha, 5478 nucleotides long. RefSeq lists its product as uncharacterized. The record is from RefSeq and is a predicted model, not a curated record. The coding region runs from base 63 to 2516 and encodes 817 amino acids. The transcript is spliced from 2 exons. NCBI's taxonomy places the organism in Eukaryota, Metazoa, Mollusca, Bivalvia, Myida, Dreissenidae.